AUGCAGUGGGAGAGCAACGAUGGCGGGUACAUGGAAGGCAGUGGCGGGUACAUGGAGUCCCAAACAACCCCGCAAAAGCAAGGUGGCACCAAUUCUCGGGACAACCAGACUCUUACCCCGCUCACUGUGCGCCAACUGGUGACGGCUGUUGCGAGCGGCGAAGACAGUCCCCUUGUCGACGGCAAGGAACUCAACAACGUUCACCUCGUCGGGCUCUUGACAGAAGUCGUGCACAACUCCACGACCAUCACGUUCGUGAUCAACGAUGGCACGGCGACGUUUGCCGCGCGAUAUUUUUUGCAAGGCGAGGAUGACCCGUACCAACAACAAUUGCUUGAGACUCUACAAGACGGAAUUUACGUAUCCGCCGUCGGGAACCUGCGGUCGUUUGGUGGCAAGACCAGCUUGUCGUGUCACACUGUGUCCCCUGUCGAAAACUUCAACCAGGUCACGCACCAUUUCCUUGAUUGCAUCUACACACACCUCCGCAACACCAAGGGUCCACUCGGCGGGGGGGGAGGCACGACGUCGCACAACUUUGGUGACACUUCAAGCCACUUUGGCGGUGGAUUCAAUGCCUUUGGGGGGCAUCAUGCAUCGUCCGGUCACCAGCAGAACUACAACUUUGGCGCGUCGGAUUCGGGGUUUUCCGACCCGGCACAGCAAGCGAUCCUGGAUAUUCUGGGAGCGAGCUCCCUCGACAUGGGUCUAUCUGUAGAUCAGAUCAAGCAGAACCUUCACGGCCGACUAACCGACGCGCAGCUCCGCGACGCGCUCAACUACCUCACGAACGAAGGGCACAUUUACUCCACGAUCGACGAAAACCAUUUUAAGCGCACGGCGUAAUAACAAUGCAUGUCGUUCUUUUUGCGGAAA
Aphanomyces invadans is the source of this 876-nucleotide messenger RNA. RefSeq lists its product as hypothetical. Gene Ontology annotation, biological process: double-strand break repair via homologous recombination; DNA replication; nucleotide-excision repair. The transcript is spliced from 2 exons. Lineage: Eukaryota; Oomycota; Saprolegniomycetes; Saprolegniales; Verrucalvaceae. Gene Ontology annotation, molecular function: DNA binding. The record is from RefSeq and is a predicted model, not a curated record. Gene Ontology annotation, cellular component: site of double-strand break; DNA replication factor A complex; nucleus. Bases 1 to 846 code for a protein of 281 amino acids.